UGUCGCGCCUUCACAAACUACAUUCGUCUGGCCAUGCUGCAUUUAACCAUAUUGGGCUGGCAGCACCAUCUGGUGGGCAUGGAGAGUCCCUAUCUCAGCCAUAAUUUGUGCCUGCGUGGUAUUCCGCACCUUGCUCGCCUCUAUGCGGCUGAGAAGUAUGCGGAAACGGAGGGUAAAUCAGGCGGCAUUUAA
Molecule: messenger RNA, 192 nt
Organism: Dibothriocephalus latus
Lineage: Eukaryota; Metazoa; Platyhelminthes; Cestoda; Diphyllobothriidea; Diphyllobothriidae
Source: the annotation of a GenBank genome assembly